GCGAAUUCGGCUUCAGGAUUGGCAGUAAAUGACGAGUGCAAGCUGAGGUUUUUGGAGCUAAAAACGAAGCGCAAUUACAGAUUUAUCGUGUUCAAGAUCGAUGAGAAGGCGAUGCAGAUAAAGGUGGAUAGGCUCGGCCAGCCUGAGGAGAGCUACAAUGACUUCACCGGAUCUCUUCCUGCGGAUGAAUGUCGCUAUGCUGUUUAUGAUUUCGAUUUUGUCACCGACGAGAACUGUCAGAAAAGCAAGAUCUUCUUCAUUGCCUGGUCUCCGGACACCUCAAAAGUGAGGAGCAAGAUGUUAUAUGCUAGCUCUAAAGAUCGAUUCAAGAGAGAGCUUGACGGGAUUCAAGUGGAGUUGCAAGCAACAGAUCCCAGCGAGAUUAGCCUGGACAUUGUAAAAGGCCGAGCCUUCUAAAUGAAAGAACUGCUGGACUUUCAAUGAUUUUUUUUGAGCUAUUUUUAUGCGAUUAGGAAUGUUCGAUUCAUGGCAACAAUCUCUACCAACUUUUUAUGUUUUAUGUAUUCUUCUUUUAUAAUUUCGGCGACAAAUGAUACGAUUUCGUUUUACAGAACGGGCUAUGUAAACAUUUUAUUUCAGCUUAUGCUUUUGUUGAGUGAUCGAAAAGUAGAUUGCCAGACUUGUAUGUCAAGUCUCCUGCUUGUGGGAUACUCGUUGAAUUAUGUUUUUGCUUAAAAAUUUGAAGAAGAUUUUAGGAAUAUAGUUGUUGAGUUACUGGCUUAUGUAAUGUGAAAUUUAGAUUUUGU
Messenger RNA from Phalaenopsis equestris, 767 nucleotides. RefSeq names its product actin-depolymerizing factor 10. Gene Ontology annotation, biological process: actin filament depolymerization. NCBI's taxonomy places the organism in Eukaryota, Viridiplantae, Streptophyta, Magnoliopsida, Asparagales, Orchidaceae. Gene Ontology annotation, cellular component: cytoplasm; actin cytoskeleton. Gene Ontology annotation, molecular function: actin filament binding. The record is from RefSeq and is a predicted model, not a curated record.